Molecule: messenger RNA, 249 nt
Organism: Theileria annulata
Lineage: Eukaryota; Apicomplexa; Aconoidasida; Piroplasmida; Theileriidae
Product: small nuclear ribonucleoprotein, putative
Exons: 2
Coding region: 1-249 (82 amino acids)
Biological process (GO): spliceosomal snRNP assembly; mRNA splicing, via spliceosome
Cellular component (GO): catalytic step 2 spliceosome; U12-type spliceosomal complex; spliceosomal tri-snRNP complex
Molecular function (GO): RNA binding
Source: RefSeq, a predicted model, not a curated record
AUGGCUGGAGAUUCCAAACCUUCUGGAAACGCAGACUUACGUAGAUUUAUGGAAAAAAGACUUGAUGUUCAUUUAAACGGAUCGCGACAUGUUGUUGGAGUUUUGAGGGGAUAUGACACAUUUAUGAACAUUGUGCUCGAUAACGCCCUUGAAGUUGUCGGAGAGGAGCAAGUUGAUCUCGGGGUCGUAGUAGUACGGGGAAAUUCUAUACUAUACUGGGAAUGCCUAGAUAGAGUUAAUACUAGAUAA